AGAGGCAAGCUGUCAGGACACGUACAAACGCUUGACAGUUGUACCGUUCACAGAAUUGAAAUGUUACAGCACAAUGGUGGCUGGAUGCACACCAAUCCCUGACGCAGCAUCACUCGAUCUUCCCAGCUGUCCCACGCCAUUGGUCCGUUGAAUCGAAUGCGCGUGCACGUGGUAUUAUACGACACGCCCAUUCCCACGUACGCUUGCCCCAGUAAGUACAGUAAUAGAGCGUCGCGACUCAGACGCCAACUAAGUAAGGUGUAAGUGAGUGUUUCGUGUAUGUGGCGUCGCGUCAAUGCGUGUCAACCAUAUAAAACGCGAGGGAUUUCGUGCUCGGUUCGGAUGAAAAUCGCUUGAUUUAUACUCCUACAUUGAUGGCAACGAUGAUGAUGGACAUUGGAAUGUACGGACAUCAUAAUCAACACAGCUCCUCGUAUAAUCCGACGGAAAGUAAUUUCUACAACUAUGGUGGUGAUAUGUAUCCACAGACUCAUAUCAUGAACCAUCAGAUAUCAUCAUCUCAUUAUGGUACGUCUGCUUACCACUACGAAGAUACUUCUUCAUAUAUGAAUGCUCCAGAAUCACCACCAUCUCCUCAGGAGAUGGGAUUCUAUCAAACUCAUAACGCUAGCAUGCCGACAGAAAAUCCAAUAAUCAGUACCGAAACUGGACUGAGUUAUACCAACUUGGACUACUCCAAUUCUGGUGGUACAAACUCGGUAUACCAACCGACGGACCAUCCUCACGGAUACGAACCAGAAACGUUUCAUCACAGGGUACAGUCUGAAGCUAUUUUGAGACAUCACGACAAUGUAGUGGAUCACGGAAGUCAUUUUUAUCAUGAGACGAAAUUCCAUCCAUCUCAAAUUGAGUCUGAUGGAUAUCCUCAUUCUCAUUUAGUACUGCCGAAUUCUCAUUCUUCCUGUAGUGAUUUCCAAAGUCAGCAUCGAUUCAAGAGCGAAGACUUUCAGACCUCUCCAGACACUGGACACCAACGGCAGCACCAUCUUGUUCAUCAUAUGGCGUCUGCAUCCCAUUCGGUUCCUUCCUUGCCAACUUAUAAAUGGAUGCAGGUUAAAAGGAAUGUACCGAGACCACAAGUUCCAAAAAUUCCGACAUCCUCAGAUUAUCCAACGUCAACCCUUUCUUCAGAACCAACCAGGGUAUCGUGUUUGGCUACAAACCAGUCAGUAAACUCGAGCAUGUUAGGCUUAAAUUGUCUCAAUUCAGGUCGUACAAAUUUCACCAAUAAACAACUAACAGAAUUGGAGAAAGAAUUCCACUUCAAUAAGUAUCUCACGAGAGCGAGACGUAUUGAGAUUGCUUCUGCUUUGCAGCUAAACGAGACCCAGGUGAAGAUUUGGUUUCAGAAUAGAAGAAUGAAGCAGAAAAAGAGAAUGAAAGAGGGACUUAUACCUCCAGAACCGCUUACUAAUAGUGUUACUAGGGCAACUAAUUCCAGCUCCCCGAACGGUUCCAGUCAAAAUAAUGAAACUAACGGUGAAAAUAAUAAAUCCAAUUGAAAGAAACUAUAAGGAUAGUGGAAUUGAUGGUUACCAUUAAUUAAGGUUUUGCUACCAAAGAUAAAACUCAGUUUAUUGAAAGGGACUGCAUUAAUUUGUUUGCUGGGAAUAAUGAACACUUUCCAUCCAGUGUAUUAGGCAUUAUAAUUUGAACAACUGGUUUAGUUUAUCAAAGACGUUUAUAUAAAAUUCUCUCCAUGUAAAAAAGAAUUGUAAAUAAUUGGAAGGAAGUAGAUUUCUUUCCUAAUACUUAUUUUAAUUACUUGUAAAUAUUAACUAAUACAAACUCAAUAUCUAGUCUACGAUAUACGAUAGUAACAACUAAAA
Molecule: messenger RNA, 1850 nt
Organism: Agrilus planipennis (emerald ash borer)
Lineage: Eukaryota; Metazoa; Arthropoda; Insecta; Coleoptera; Buprestidae
Product: homeobox protein Hox-A1-like
Exons: 2
Coding region: 375-1523 (382 amino acids)
Biological process (GO): regulation of transcription by RNA polymerase II
Cellular component (GO): nucleus
Molecular function (GO): RNA polymerase II cis-regulatory region sequence-specific DNA binding; DNA-binding transcription factor activity, RNA polymerase II-specific
Source: RefSeq, a predicted model, not a curated record